AGUACUCGCCGAGUCUGUUUCCACUCAAGGCAGCCACAGCUUCACUUCCUGCUUACUCCAACUUUCUGCCCGCCUCCUGCCCAUCCCGCGACUCCAGCCUCUCCAGCUCCGGCCACACCUAACUGCAGGUUUCUCCAGUUCCUCAAAGUUGUUUUUGUUCAAAGCUGGAAGAACUAAGUCUUCUCAUCUGAGCAUGGAAUGAAUGGGCAGGGAUUAACAAAAGCAAAAGGAUGAGGUCUCACAGGAGAACACCCAGGUUGGUCUGGAACUUACUAUAUAACUGAGGACAACCUUGAACUCCCGAUACUCCUGGCUUCACCUUCUGAGUGUUGGCUUGCACCACCACAUUUAGCAUGGAUGUAUAUUUUUUGAAAUUUAUUUUUAUUAUUUUUAGUUAUGUGUAUAGGUCUGUGUGAGGGAAUGUGCACAUGAUAGCAGGUGCCCUCAGAGGCCAGAGGCCUGGGAUCCCCCAGAAACUGGAGUUAAAGACAGUCCUCUCUACAAGAGCAAGACCAAACAUGCUCUGAACUGCUGCCCUCUCUCCACACCACCUAGAUACGCAUUUAAAAAUCUUCUCAAUGUAAAGCUCUUCAAAAUAGGAGCUGGAAAGGCAAUCAGUUGCUACUCUGCAGAGGACACAGGUCUAUUCCCAGCACCACAUUCUGGGGCUCAUAACCCAUUGUAACUCCAGCUAUGGGUUAUCUGACACUCUCUUCUGGCCCUUGUGGGCACCUGCACACACAAGGCAUAUAGAUACACAAAUACACACAUUAAUAAAAAGAGAUCUUUAAAAACAUCUUCAAAGCUGGGCUUGUAGCUCAGAUGUACAGUGCUUGCCUAGUGUACUCUAGGAUUUGGGUUUGAGUCCCAGCAUUACACACACAUACACACACACUUUAAAAAAAAGCCAGAACUCAUAGCACAUGUCUGUAAUACCAGGACUCAGGAGGUAGAAGCAAUAGGAUCCAUAGUUCAUGGUAAUCCUCCCCUGCAGUGUUUGAGCCAGCCUGGGCUACAUGAGAACCUAUCUCGAAACAAAACAAAAAUAAAUACAGAAAACUAGUUUCCUCUGUUUCCAAAGGUGUAAAAGUGUCCUGAGACCAAAAUGUUGGUGAAGUGUCUUGGUCUGGGUGCUUUUCCUUAUUCUGUGGGCCACCUCCAGCAGGGAAUUGAAUGUUACAACUGUAUUCAAGACCCUCUGACUGAUGGCUGGACGCAUAGCGCUUGCUCCGCAUCUCUCCGUUGUUUUACCUUCCUGCUGCUUUCAAAUCUAGGGGUUCUUUUAGGUACAGAAAGGUUGGCACACUAGCCUUAAAUAGGGGCAGUUCUUCCAAGUGCAUCCUUAACUCUCUCGUCUGUGGGAAAGUCUCCCCUUUAGCCCACUCGACUUAUUUUAUUUUUUAAUGCCAAGAAGCACUUUAGGGACAUUCAAACCCAGAGACACCUGAUGGACUCAGGAAGGACAUAAGGAGGUUAGUAAAGUAUGUCUUAGUCUUGCAAUCCAAACAUUUGGGAAACAGAGGCAGGAGGAGGAUCACCGCCUAGUUCUGUCUCAAAAGGAGGUAAAUGGGUAUGGGGGUGAAUGCCUUCAGUCCUAGCACUCCCGAGGCAGGGGCAGAUGGAUCUCUGUAAGUUUUAGGCCAAUCUGGUCUACACAAGCGAGCUCCAGGAAGACCAGAGCUACAAAGAGAGACGCUGCCUCGAAACAACAAAACAGAGGCGUCAGGGGUUGAAGCUGAGGUGUGUGAUGGGUAGCUAGCAGAGAGAUACUUGUUCUGGGAACGGUCACUCCUCCCUCACAAUGCCAAGGUUAGAUUUACGCAUGCUCCUUUGCCCCUGCGCGGCCCAUCCCCCCCCCCCCGCAAACCCCUUGCCCUGUCCCCAUCCCCCUGCUCUGCAAGCUCUCCGGGCUCAGCCCCUGGCUCAGGACCUCUCCGCCCCGCCCCUCGCCCCGCCCACACACCUCGCCCCGCCCCACGCCCCUUGUGCUCUGGACUUUACGACCGUGCGGGCGCUUUCCGGCCUGCCGCGCGUGUGUUGACGUGUCGAGGAGGCGGAGCCUAAGACAGCGAAGUCCUGGGACUCCGCACGCUCGGACCCCCCUGCACAGGCUCCUCUGUCCCUGCAGUCAUGGCUUUGCACCGUGGCUCUGCACGGGCCGCUACCGCCUCAGAUAAAGUGCAGAAAAACAAGUCCGCGCGGACAUCAGGGCUCAGCCAGGGCAGCCGCAUGGAGAAACUUUUGGGGUUUGAAUGGACAGAUUUAUCUAGCUGGCAGAGUGUCGUGGCCCUGCUUAACCGACCAACGGACCCCGCAAACCUGGCUGUCUUUCGUUUUCUCUUUGCGUUCUUGAUGCUGCUGGACAUUCCCCAGGAACGAGGCCUUAGCUCCUUGGACCGAAAGUACUUGGAUGGGCUGGAUGUGUGCCGCUUCCCCUUGCUGGAUGCCUUGCGCCCGCUGCCACUUGACUGGAUGUAUCUUGUCUACACCAUCAUGUUUCUGGGGGCUCUGGGCAUGUUGCUGGGCCUGUGCUACCGGCUGAGCUGUGUGUUGUUCCUGCUGCCGUACUGGUACGUGUUCCUCCUGGACAAGACGUCGUGGAACAACCACUCCUAUCUGUACGGUCUGUUGGCCUUUCAGUUGACAUUCAUGGAUGCAAACCGCUACUGGUAUGUGGACAAGGGACUCCUUGUGAAGCAGCAAGUCCUUAGCCACAGAGCUUUCUGGAAAAAAACAGGGAUUCUUUGUUUGCUUAAACAUUCAUGCUGCAUGUUAUGUUUACAGAUCUUCAUUGUGUAUUUCAUUGCGGGUGUGAAAAAGCUGGAUGCAGACUGGGUUGAGGGCUACUCCAUGGAACACUUGUCCCGACAUUGGCUCUUCAGUCCCUUCAAGCUGGUGUUGUCCGAGGAGCUAACAAGCCUGCUGGUGGUGCACUGGUGUGGCCUUCUCCUUGACCUCUCAGCUGGCUUCCUGCUCUUUUUUGAUGCCUCGAGAUCCAUUGGCCUCUUCUUCGUGUCCUACUUCCACUGCAUGAAUUCGCAGCUCUUCAGCAUCGGUAUGUUUCCCUAUGUCAUGUUGGCCAGCAGCCCCCUCUUCUGCUCAACCGAAUGGCCUCGGAAGCUGGUAGCCCGGUGCCCCAAAAGGCUGCAAAAGCUGCUGCCCACCAAAGAUGCUCCUCAGCCUAGUGCUUCCUGUGUGUAUAAGAGGGCCCGCGCCAGAGCUGGUCCAAAGGUGGGGCUGCGCCACCAGCUGGGAGCUGUCUUCACCCUGCUCUACCUUCUGGAGCAGCUCUUCCUGCCGUAUUCCCAUUUCCUCACCCAGGGUUACAACAACUGGACAAAUGGGCUGUACGGCUAUUCCUGGGACAUGAUGGUACACUCCCGCUCCCACCAGCAUGUAAAGAUCACCUACCGUGAUGGCCUCACUGGCGAGCUUGGCUACCUUAACCCUGGGGUAUUCACACAGAGCCGGCGAUGGAAGGAUCAUGCAGACAUGCUGAAGCAAUAUGCCACUUGCCUGAGCCUCCUGCUUCCCAAGUACAAUGUCACUGAGCCCCAGAUCUACUUUGAUAUUUGGGUCUCCAUCAAUGACCGCUUCCAGCAGAGGCUUUUUGACCCUCGUGUGGACAUCGUGCAGGCUGUCUGGUCCCCCUUCCAGCGCACACCUUGGGUGCAGCCACUCUUGAUGGACUUGUCUCCCUGGAGGACCAAGUUACAGGACAUUAAGAGCAGUCUGGACAACCACACUGAGGUGGUCUUCAUUGCAGAUUUCCCUGGUCUUCACCUGGAGAAUUUUGUGAGUGAAGACCUGGGCAACACUAGCAUCCAGCUGCUGCAGGGAGAGGUCACUGUGGAACUGGUAGCAGAAGAGAAAAACCAGACUCUUCAGGAGGGAGAAAAAAUGCAGUUGCCUGCUGGAGAGUACCACAAAGUCUAUACUGUGUCAUCUAGUCCUUCCUGCUACAUGUACGUCUAUGUCAACACUACAGAGGUCGCCCUGGAGCAAGACCUGGCAUAUCUGCAGGAAUUAAAGGAGAAGGUGGAGAACGGGAGUGAAACGGGGCCUCUGCCUCCAGAACUUCAACCUCUUUUGGAAGGGGAAGUAAAAGGGGGCCCUGAGCCAACACCUUUGGUCCAGACCUUUCUAAGACGGCAGCGGAAACGUCAAGAAAUUGAACGCCGGCGAAAUAGCCCUUUGCAUGAGCGACUCCUGCGCUUCCUGCUGCGAAAGCUGUAUAUCUUCCGACGCAGCUUCCUGAUGACUCGAAUUUCACUCCGAAAUCUGCUCUUAGGCCGCCCUUCCCUAGAGCAGCUAGCCCAAGAGGUGACGUACGCAAACCUGCGACCAUUUGAACCAGUUGACGAGUCAAGUGCUCCCAACCCCGACUCUUCAAACCCGACCCCUGCAGAGCCAGAUGCCGAGCAUGUUCACUCAGAGUUGUGAGGAAGUCCAGAUGUUGUGUGGCUGUGUGGGGACAGCCUGUUACAGGUUUGCUGCCUGUGCAGAGGAUGUUUAUUGGAGAAAAACCAUCUAUUUUGAGACAGGCUUUUACAUUACAGCCCAGGCUGGCCUCAAACUCAUGGUAGUUCCUCUGCUUCAGCCUCUCAGUGGUUACAUGUACAUCACCAAACCUAGUUUUUUCCUUUAACAUUCCCCCUCUUAUAAGUUCUUAAAGAUGAUAGCUUAUAGAAUCCAAGGCAACAGAGAAGAAUUUGAAGAAUUGAGGGCUCUUUUUAGAAGCAAUAUGAACUAUCCUCUUACAGUAAAGGGUUUUUUUGUUGUUGUUGUUUUUUCCUUUUUUCCCCCUCAAUACAGGGUUUCUCUGUGUAGCCCUGUUUCGGAACUGUCUGUAGACCAGGCUGAGCUUGAACUCAUAUGCACCACCACCGACUGGUUCAUAAGUCAUUUUUAAGCUGGUUCUUUAGGAAAAGGAAUGUUCCACAAUGAAAAUAGCUGAACCCAUGUGUUUGCUAUGUGCCUGGUACUGUUUGAAGCAGUGUACCUGAAUUAUCAUACUCAGUACUUGAAGAAGCAUUGGUCUUAAAUGCUCAAAUUUUACCUUUGGAGAAAAGAAAGCAAGUAAAAUUUACCCAUAGGCAUUCAGGAGUGGGUUGACAAUUUGAACUGAAAUCUGUCAGACUUAAGGUCUUAUAUGCUGCUCUUUAAUGAUUUUCAGAACCACUGACAGUAAAGCUGAAGCAGUAUAGCUUAAAACUUGUGUUAAUCUAAGUGAUUAAGAUGGUCAGGCACUAAAUGCACAAAGUAAUUCUGUAUUUACAAUUCCUUUUUUUUUUUUUGGUUUUUCGAGACAGGGUUUCUCUGUGUAGCUUUGCGCCUUUCCUGGAACCCCAGGCUGGCCUCGAACUCAGAGAUCCACCUGCCUCUGCUUCCCGAGUGCUGGGAUUAAAGGCAUGCGCCACCAUCGCCCAGGUACAAUUCCUUUUUAUAGCAAGUUUUUCAGUAGCAGUGUAUCAGAAUAGCACUACUAAAUAGGGAAGCCAGAUGGCUUGCUUUAGUAUAAAUCAGCUUAGUGAAUGGCAGCUAAGCCACGACUGAGUCAUAAGCCUUGAGGUUUUCCUUUUCCUUACAUUUGUCAAGCCCCAUCACAUCUUCUAUUCAUCCUAUUUUUACUUCUAUUAUCGGCCUAUUCCUUUACCCUUUAUACUGGAAUCUAUUUAGGGAUAGACCAAGGCAGGGCCACCACCUUUUUUUGCACAGGUUGGGCCCAAGUAUGGAGACCAAAAGUCCCUCUAAACACAUACAGAGCAGUGUAUAUAGACUACUGAUGGCCAUGCAGAGAGCUCUGAUCAUUUUGUCAAACAGGAAGAACCCUAGUUUGCAUUCUUCUUCGUGAUCUUUUCUUACAGUAACACCAUGAAUACACCUUGGCACUAUGUCCUUUCCUUGUCUCCUUAACCUGUCACCUCUGACUAGCAAGAAAAGGGUUUUUGUUCGGGAGGGGUGUCUUCCAAACUUGUGCUGAGAAAUGAACCCAGGUUUCAUGCAAAGUACCUAAGUUUGUAGAAAGAGGCUGCUUCCGUGCUCAUUUACUACCUGACCUUUCCCCAAGAAAACAUUGGGAUGAGUUAAGGAGAGAUGAGGGCAUUACUAAUAAUUUAACUUGCUUGGGACUAGAGAUGGAGCUCAGUGGAUAGAGGGUUAGUUUACCGUUUGACCUCAGCACUGUGUAAGUGCAGCUCUAUGAUACAUAUCUGUGACCUCAGCAGAGGCAUGAAGAUCAGUUCAAAGCCAGCAUGGGGGAGGUGAAACUAUCUGGUUGAAGGAAGUUUAUUGCCAGAGAAACUAGCUCUCCAACUACAGUUGCUCUGGCAAUGGACUGUUGAUGUCUUUUUAAAAGCCAAGGGGCCUAGCAUUAUACAUGUAGCAAAAUUAAAAAAUACAAAUUCCCUUUCAAUGUUAAGAAUUGGUACCCCAUGUUACUAUCUCCAGUGUACACUACAUUCUUGUCCUUAGCACUGAACCCGCUGCCACGCUUUUACUUUUUCUUCUGUUUUCCCUGGUCUAGCUAGUGUUCAUGUACCUAGUAUUUUUAGGACAUACUCUGCCCUAAGUCACUGUUGUAGUCUGAGGGCCAGAGAUCUCAUAAGCACAUCUAUGCAGUUCAGCAAUUCUAAGAUGGCCUCACUUAGACCAGGCUAUCCCCAAAAAUAAAUUCUGUAGCAGAGGAUAAUCUUGAACUCCGAAUCAGCUGGUAUUGCAGUUAUUAUUACUGUGUUUGGACAGGGUCUAUUAUGUAGCCCUAGCUGCCCUAGGACUAUGUAUACCAGAGGCUAGGUUCAAACUCAAAAGAUCUGGCUAUCUCUGCUUCCCAGCAUUUGGGACCACAGGCAUGUGCCACUACAGCCAACUCAGCAACUUAAAAAUUCUCCAUAGCUGUUCUUGCUACUAAGCAACAUUCAUUUAUCUCAUUCCUGCUCUUAGCCAACAAGGUUAUUCACAAUGGGAUGGCAUCUAAAGACUUGAGAUGAAGAACUGCUAAAGAACCCAAGUUUGUGGUCUCUGGAAUGCUGGGAUUCCAAGUAUGAGCCACAGAGGGUUUUGUUUGCCAUAAAUUAAAACUGUACUUUUGGGAAAUUUGUUCCAUUAUUUUAAUAAACUUCAAAGUCGCUUAAAAUGUU
This is a messenger RNA of Peromyscus maniculatus bairdii (prairie deer mouse), 7139 nucleotides long. The record is from RefSeq and is a predicted model, not a curated record. Lineage: Eukaryota; Metazoa; Chordata; Mammalia; Rodentia; Cricetidae.